Hibiscus syriacus is the source of this 1480-nucleotide messenger RNA. Its product is annotated as F-box protein At3g07870-like. Lineage: Eukaryota; Viridiplantae; Streptophyta; Magnoliopsida; Malvales; Malvaceae. The transcript has 2 exons. Bases 146 to 1390 code for a protein of 414 amino acids. Gene Ontology annotation, molecular function: protein binding. The record is from RefSeq and is a predicted model, not a curated record.
UCUAUACAAACACCGAUUCAUUUCCUUGUGGUUUCCGUCUCUCCUUUUCUAUAAUAAUAUUCAUACCAUCUUAUAAAAGUCUACCAUGUUUAUCUUCAACCUUCCUUUUCCAUCAUCUCUCUUAAAACCCCACCAUUUGUGAUCCAUGUGUGCUCUAAAUCUCUUUCCCGCCAUGGAUUUAGACGAUGCGAGGCUCGCAAAAAGAAGAAGAACCAAGCCCGGGAUGGAAACCCUUCCCGGUGAAAUCGUCGUCGACAUACUCUCCAGGCUGCCGAUCACAUCUUUGGUGCAAUUCAAGUUCGUAUGCAAAGGGUGGCGUGCUUUAGCUCAGGAUCCUCUCCUUGUUGCAGAUAUGUGCAAAACUCACACAACAAAUCCAUGUCUCAUCCUUCACAGCGAUUUUCCCAUCCGAAACCACCUGUAUUUUGUUGAUUUAUCUCCGAACAGCCAAGACAAAGACAAGGUAAAAAGAUUAUAUGUGCCUUUCCAGACAUCCAUGCCUGAAUUUGAUGUAGUUGGAUCAUGUAAUGGUUUAUUAUGCUUGUCUGAUUCUUUAUACAACGAGGCUCUUUAUAUCUACAACCCUUUCACCAUGGAUUACAUCGAGCUGCCCGAAUCUCGACAGUAUCCUGAUCAGGAAGUAGUGUUCGGAUUCGGAUUCCAUCCAAAAAGCAAGGAAUACAAGGUAGUUAAGAUAGUUUAUUAUAGGAACACUAGUAGUAGUAGCAGCAGCAUCUACAGUCGUACCAGGAGAGUCGUGUAUCCGCAUUCGGAUGUUCAGGUUUUCACUCUGGGAUCCUCUGCCUGGAGAAGCCUAGGGAAAAUACCUUACCAGCUCGUAAGGCGACCAUUGGAGGCAUUGGUCAGCGGAAGGCUUCAUUGGGUGAGUAGGCCACGGAGAUAUCACCCGGCUCGACGCAUUAUGUCGUUCGACUUAGGGACCGAAGAAUUCGAGGAGGUCCCGAUGCCUGAUUGUGGUGGCCUAAACAGGUGUAACUUCCAUGUGUCUGUUUUAAGAGGUUGUCUUGCAGCAGCUGUUUAUAGGAAUUAUGGGAAACUGGAGAUAUGGGUCAUGAAGGAUUAUAAUGUGAAGGAAUCUUGGACUAAAGAGCUGAGCAUUGGAGCUUAUAUGCCAAAAUGUUUGAAACAAAAUUUGGACCGAGAUAACAGGCCAUUGAAGAUCUGGAAGAACGCGAGUGGUAAAGUGGUUCGAGUCCUUUCCGUUCUGGAAAAUGGUGAAAUCCUGUUGGAGUAUAAGAACAGGGUUCUAGUUUCUUAUGAUCCAAAGAAAGGCAAAUUUACAGAUCUUGUGUUCCAGGGGAACCCUCAUUGGUUUCAAACAAUUGUUCAUGCAGCAAGUUUCAGUUGGAUCCCUUCCUUGAUGGUAUGAAACUGAUGAUAAUGUUUGUUUCUUAGCUCACCACAUCUCAUUGUAAUUUGUACCAGUAUUGUUUGUUAUACAGAAUCAAAAUCUGGGAAA